UUCUUCUCAUCGUGCCAUUUCGUCUGGAUCCUUCGGGCGCCUCCGUUGUGGAGGCUGGAGAAGAAGUCCUGUUUGGGCGAUAUACCUGCCUAAACGGGAAGGUCUUCUAUUGGAGGUCAGGUCAAUGUCGAGAAGACACGGCGGGAUACGAACUUGCCCGCCGCCUGUAUAUAAGUGUGAUCCCUGCGAGAGACAUCCUCAAGACGUCUUUCUCUCUUUCUCUCACCUUCUCUAUUCUAGGUUUCGUUUUAAUACUCGUCAACAACAGCAACUACUCAAGACUUAUCCCAACAUGCGCAGUCCUAUCAUCGCCUUUUCCAUAGUAGCUGCAGCUGCCGUCAGCCCUAGUCUUGUCUCAGCCGCCCCUGCGUCCCCUAAUCUAGCUUCUGGACUUGCUCCUGCGGUGCCUCACACUCCUCAACUUGCCACUCGCCAGCUCGAUGUCGUGAAUGGAGAAUCUCGUGCUCCCCAUACACACAAGCAGCACGCUCGCGUAGACGACAGUCAAACUGCAGGCGGUAACGCCUUCACUGGUUCCAGUAGCGAUGUCAACGGCGGUUCUAUUUACAACGAAUCCGAGGAUAAUACGGAUACCAUCACGAAUACCGCGUCAAAUACCUCCGGUUCUGGUGGAGCUACUUUCACAGGAGAUGCCGACGGUGGUAACGGUGGUGGUCGUGGCUCGGGCGGUAAUGCAUACACUGGGCCGGCAGGAAAUGCAAAUGGUGGUGACAUUGCCAACUAUGGGACCAGUAACAUCGCCAAUGGGGCGGGCAGCAACACUGUUGGGAAUGGUGGGUUCACCACUAGCGGUACCGCGACUGGGGGUGACGCCGGAGAUUUCGUACCUAGAAAGCGAGAUAUCGACAACGCUGGUGGAGCUGCAGGAACUGGCGGUCAGGCCACGUCUGGAGAUGCAGAAGGUGGCCGUGGUGGCCUGAACGGCGGAGGAGGUAAUGCAUACUCUGGUUCGGUAGGUACCGCCAAUGGCGGUAAUAUAGACCAGGGUGACGUUAACCCUUUCAACAACGGUGGCGGAAACGGUGGUGGAAAUGGUGGUGGAAACGGCGGUGGAAAUGGUGGUGGAAACGGUCCCCCUUUUGGCGGUAACGGUGGCGCUCCCGUUGGUCCUCCGGGUCCUGCUGGUGCCCCUCCUCCGCCUGGUGCCCCAAAUGGCCCCGCGCCUCCUCCACCUUCAAUCCAGCGUCUUAACGGAGGAGGCAACGCGUUCACCGGUUCCGCUGGAGAUGCCCAGGGUGGUCAUGUCACGAACGUUGCAGAAGACGGUGAGAAUAUCAAUAAUACUCCGGGCAUCAAUGGAGGAGGAGGUGGUUUCUCGACCACCGGUGACGCGACAGGUGGAGACGCGUUGUAGUUGGUUGACAGCUUGCAUGUCGUACUGUUUGUCACAAUCUACACCCGCUAGUCAUUCGUUCAGAAAUUUUCGUCGCCAGUCCGACUGCUAGUACUUGGACUGCAUUGCAAAUGUA
Molecule: messenger RNA, 1490 nt
Organism: Somion occarium
Lineage: Eukaryota; Fungi; Basidiomycota; Agaricomycetes; Polyporales; Cerrenaceae
Source: the annotation of a GenBank genome assembly